GGAAUGUAUGUGUUUUUGCAUGCAGUAAAGGGAACUCCUUUUGAAACACCUGAUCAGGGGAAAGCUAGGCUACUAACACACUGGGAACAACUGGAUUACGGAGUACAAUUUACAUCUUCAAGAAAAUUCUUCACAAUCUCUCCUAUAAUUCUGUACUUCCUGGCGAGUUUCUACACAAAGUAUGACCCAACACACUUUAUCCUCAACACAACCUCGCUCCUGACCGUGCUUAUCCCCAAGCUGCCGCAGUUGCAUGGCGUUCGAAUCUUAGGCAUCAAUAAAUAUUAAGCAGAAGGUUUGACACUGACGGCCCCUGAUGUGGCUCUUGCUGCUCCCCAGGUGAAGGAAACGAGUAGUCUGCUGUGCCGUGUAUCUAAUCGUAUUCAAUAAGAGAUGCUUUUACACCUGAGAUACAAUUCCUACUUCCUGCAGCACUGUCUGGGAUGAAAGUUGAGUUUAUAAGAAGAUGCCUUCAAAUACUUAAAUGUGAAUCGGAAACCUCUAGAAGAAAGAUUUCCAUGAAGAACUGGGCAGGCCCAGCUCUAAAGCGUAAUCCCCACUACGGCUGUAUGUAUGCCCGGCUGAUGCAAGUGACUUGCAAGGGAGGU
Messenger RNA from Phaethon lepturus (White-tailed tropicbird), 608 nucleotides. Its product is annotated as ORM1-like protein 1. The transcript is spliced from 2 exons. The record is from RefSeq and is a predicted model, not a curated record. Lineage: Eukaryota; Metazoa; Chordata; Aves; Phaethontiformes; Phaethontidae. The annotation marks the transcript as partial. Gene Ontology annotation, cellular component: endoplasmic reticulum membrane. Gene Ontology annotation, biological process: negative regulation of ceramide biosynthetic process; ceramide metabolic process; intracellular sphingolipid homeostasis.